AUGUAUCCCGCCUUGAAGAUCGCCGACGCUACAGUCGCCUGCACGCGGCCGGGGAAAGGGGGAGGUGGGGGAGCAGACGCAUCCAGACCGACACACCGUGCCGGUGACAGGGGCCUGAGCAUGUCGGCGCCGCCCAUCCCUACAGCCCAAUCCCUUCCCCCGGACACAGCGACGUGCAUCCUUGCCUCGGCGUCCAGCGCAGAGCCGCGCAAGGCCACCAACACAGCCCCAGGCACCGGCAAGGAGUGCCCACCAGGACCACCGCCCAUCCCUGAGGAAGCUCACCGGGGAGUCCGACCGUGCCGUCGUCGCCGUCCGUCCGGCUGGUCGCUUGGAAACCGAGCAGCCCGCCCACCUGCCACCGCCGCUGCGCCUCCGGCCCCACCAGCCAUGGCCACGGCAGAGGCGGAUGCCCGCAGCUCGCGCCGCUCCCGGCCCGCGCCGCCUGGGCCCAGAUCUAGCCGCACGCCGACAGGGUCAGCGCCGCCGGAGCCCACCGCGCCCCAGCAUGCCUCAGCCCCUUCACACCGCCACCCGCAGCCCGCGUCUCCGCCGCCUGUUGCUGCUGCCGCGGCCUGA
Molecule: messenger RNA, 579 nt
Organism: Aegilops tauschii subsp. strangulata
Lineage: Eukaryota; Viridiplantae; Streptophyta; Magnoliopsida; Poales; Poaceae
Source: RefSeq, a predicted model, not a curated record